AUGUUGACAAGGUUAUCGUCUCCCCCCCCAGUUAGGUAAAUGGACAUCUUCUGCACCACUCGGGGCGUAUAAAUGGGAAGGAGAGCCGAAAAUCUGUAAUGCUGCGCCGGAUACGGCGGUCUCUCCGGCAGGUGCUGUUUCUGAUGGCCCGGAGACCCGAUGUUGUCUGUGGGGUUUUACUCUUAAGUGUACUUCUCAUACUCGCCGUCAAGUUUACUUGCAGCCGUGCUAAGAAUGUGGUUGCCUCAGCCCGCCCACCUGUGCGAUUCUUUUCUGCCGAGGUACCAGUGGUGGACCUAUACCUGGGCCAGCUGGAUCAGGUGGAACGUCUGAGGGCUGUGGCUGAAGUAUCACUUGUUUUCUUCUAUGCACCCUGGUGUGCUCAUUCAAUGGCUGCCCGGCAAGAAGUGCAGCAAGUGGCCAAAAAAUUGGCCAAACAGGUCCAGUUUGUGGCUGUAAAUUGCUGGUGGAGUCAGGGAAAAUGCCGGAAGCAGAAUCAUUUCUAUCACUACCCAGUUAUCCAUCUCUUCUAUAGAAGGUUUGGGCCUAUAGAGUACAAGGGUCCGUUCAUUGCUGCCUAUGUUGAGAGUUUUGUGCUCAGAGUCAUCACACCACUCACUUAUCUGCCAUCAAGAGCCACUCUCCAGGAUUUUCUCUCCUACCAUGAGCCAGGAGUGGUUGGUUUCUUUCAGUUCAACUCCUCUCCUCAACCACCAGGAUACAUUACCUAUCUUUCCUCUGCCCUGCAAGCCCUCAAGAGGGAUUUCCGUGGUGUAAUACGUUUUGGAGUGGUGACCAGUAGUCAAGUGGCAGAGGCGAUCUCGAUCAAAGACGAUGAAACUGUUUAUCUCCACCGACGGUUCAACUCGUCCUUGAUUUUCCCUCGCAAAGAGCGGAACUUCACCUCAGUGAACAUCUGUGGCUGGGUGUUUGAGCACCGUGAGACAGUCCUUCAGUGGCUGCAGCCUCCUGGGACAAAGUCCCGCCUCCUGGAACAGGAACUGACCAAAGGCCCUGCACUCUUGUUGUUUCUGCCUCACACUCCCCUUGGGUCCAAGCCAAACCCCAUACUCACCCAGAUUGCAGACGUUGCUGUGCGUUAUCAUUCGUGUGACAACCCCAGCUGGAUUAGUGAUGGCACCUCUGUGUUUGACUCUGUGUGCUGUCAGUCAGUGGUUGUUCCUGGCUCUAGUACAGUCACCGGCACUAAUUUUUGUGAGUUGUGCUUAAAUUUUUCUAAACGAGAUUCAACCAACUCUGCAAUGCCUUGCUCUUUCCUUGCUGUGGCUCAGGGAGGGGCUGUGUUGCACUCUUACCUCAGACACUGCUGCCAGUAUGGACCACCCACUCCUGUGUCCAUAACAGCUCCAACAGUGACUCCUUCAGCUGCAUGUAGCAACUUUUUAAGUAGCUACAGCCCGUUUGGUCUGUACAGUGCCUGCUGCAGACAAAUCAAACCCCAACUCCAUGCCUAUUCCUCACAAGCCAGUGUAAACUCGGAGAGAAUACCCGUGGCACCUCCCUCUUCCGCCAUCUCUCUGUCCUCCGUUUCCUACCAGGGAGUAGGCGGGAUCACUGGACUGCGAUGUCGUACCAAUAAAACACUGAGGUUCUAUGUGCUCGAUGUUGCCUUGAACUGGCCUCUGGCUGUGAGGCUUGGGGCUCCAAGCAACAAGACCGCUUUUCAUCAGAUGGACCUGGGGUUGAACGGUGAUGGUAGCGCUGAUUCUCUGUUCGCAACCAUUGUGAACCUUAAGGACGAGGUUCAUUAUAUCCUUCAACGCACCCCAACAACUCCCUUAAAAGAGUCUCUAGAGGCCUUCAUAAGGAACUUCAGUGCACCCUACAGCCUCUUGCAAAGACACCUGGUGGAGUGGAAAGGGGAGGAAGGUGAGGAGAAGGCCAGGCAUCCUGUAGAGGAGCAGUCACCUCCUUGCCCCCACAUCAUCACAGAGCUCACCACCUCCUCCCUCCUGCCCUUUGUCAUGGACCCUGACAAGGAUGUGCUGCUGUUCUACUACACCCAAUGGUGUGGCUUCUGCUCAGUCCUCAACCACAUUGUCAUCCAACUGGCAAAACUAUUCCAAGGCAAUGGCACUGUCACUAUUGCUAGGAUUAAUGUUGCACGUAAUGACCUUCCAUGGGAGUUUAUGGUGGACCAUGUUCCCUCUAUUCUCCUCUUUCCUAGACACAGGAAACAACAAAGUGUGAAAUUCCCAGAUGACAUGCCCAUCACAUUACCCAACCUCUUACGGUUUGUCCUUAAACACUUGGGCUCAGGCCGUCACACAGACAGAUCUACAAAAGCAUCAGGUGAGGGCGAUGGGCUGGGGCCUGGCGCUCUCCUACGUGCGGAGUUCCUGGCACUCCAAGGCGAGGUUCACACACUGCAUCUUGCUUGCGAGCGUCUCUCCCAACAGUUAACGCAGCUUUGGCGCGACAACCGUCGGCUGACGUUCAACACGCGCACCUUAGAGGCCCAGAAUGCUGAGCUACAGCAGGAGAGGCAAAGCUUGGAGGAACAGCAUCGGGAGAAGAGCCGUCAGCUCGAAAAGGCAGUGAGACGGCUCCAGGAGCUGGCAGACGCUUCUGAGACCCUCCUGAAUGAAAACACACUGCUCAGGGUUUUACUAAGGGCACUGAAGGACAGGACAGAAGUGAAGUUGAGGGGGGAUGUGGGGAAAAAAGGGGGGGAGCAGAAGCGAAACCAUCUAGCCUCAUGACAAAUGGUCUCCAGGGGAUCUUGACAGCAGCUGAGCAGAGGAGCGAGGAAAGAAAACCAGAGGCAUGGUGGCCAAGAAAUGAGUGGACGAUGGGAGAACACCUGGCAUAGAUGAAUGGGCGAAAUCAGAAUUUGGUAGGAGCUGAAAAGGAGUCAUCAGAAUUGCUGAGCAGAAGUGCUAAAUGAGGAUGAGAUGGAAACCCAAUGGAACAUGACCACAAAGAAUUGGUGAGGAUGGAAGUUAGACAUUUUUGGGGGUAAAAUUAGAAACGCCACCUAAACAAUACAGGGCAACAUCUGCAGCAAGGGAAUUUUUUUAGUGGGGUGUGAGCAGAGAAUGAGAGAAAAGUAGUCACAGGAAUUAGCAGGGUGCUUCAAAGAACAGAGUUUGGCUUUAGGGUUUGACACAAAACCAAUCUCCAAUGGGUGCUGUGUAGUGAGUAACCAAGCUCUGAACUCUAGACACUGUUGGAUAGAGCUUUAGUGCCAACUGUCUUAUCAAAGGGCUCUUUUCUGAUUUGGAGCUUGCAUAACUUAAACAUCCAAUGAAGGAUAGAGAAGUGACCAGUGUCACCUGACCUCUUACAGAGACCUUGUACACGAGUCCUUUACCAUUUUGAAAGUAUGCCCUCUUCCACUGUCCUACAGGCUUGGGGUUGGUGAGUUUUACCCUAUAAUGCCAUGUUUUUGGAUUAAAGUGGGGCAACGUCUGUGUGCAAAUGCAAGCGAUUUAAAAAAAAAAAAAAUUGAGAUGCAAUAGGAGUUGGCCUUUAAUGGAGCUGAGCUGUAUUUAAAAUUGAAGAUGAGAGCCUGCUCUCUGAGGGCUUUUUUUGGGGGGUGGGGUGGCCCAAUUAACACUUGGAACUAAUUCACGAGACAUUUGAAGGGGAUAAUAAUUAUCCAGCGAAAAUCAUCUUUUGUGGACUUAAUAUAUUUUGGCAGGAAUCCUGGAAUGACAAAAAUUAUGUCUAUUGCUAUGUAACUAUUCAGGUCUUAAAAAUACAAUGCUCCAGUUGUUUACAUGUGAAAUAUUGCACCAGUUUUUACUGAUUAAAA
Molecule: messenger RNA, 3778 nt
Organism: Lampris incognitus (smalleye Pacific opah)
Lineage: Eukaryota; Metazoa; Chordata; Actinopteri; Lampriformes; Lampridae
Gene: txndc11
Product: thioredoxin domain containing 11
Exons: 13
Coding region: 99-2723 (874 amino acids)
Source: RefSeq, a predicted model, not a curated record